AGAGACCUCAUCAUGCGCGAAACAGGCGAUUGGCUGAUGGGGUUCGACGAGGCGGCGAGGUUCAAGGAGCAGUCGGCUGUCGAGCGUGAGGGUGCCAUCUGCGCGCAGCUCCAAGGGGUGCGUCCCCAUGACUUCUGGCUCCCUAUCCAGCUCGGGGAUCAGAGUUGAUUCGAUCUUCACAACGUCUCUACCAUCCGUUGUCUUCGAAACAUCUCCGUCGCCUGGCCCAGGGGCACAACCACCUCUGCCCAGUACUGGUCCCUCGCUCUCAAAAAGUCCGGCCGUCGAAACUGCUCCUGUGAUAAAGGCAUCCCUGAAGUGACUUCCCAGCCAUGCUGCAGAUAGAGUUGCAGGAUAUAU
Aspergillus uvarum CBS 121591 is the source of this 360-nucleotide messenger RNA. RefSeq lists its product as uncharacterized. The transcript has a single exon. Bases 13 to 168 code for a protein of 51 amino acids. The record is from RefSeq and is a predicted model, not a curated record. Lineage: Eukaryota; Fungi; Ascomycota; Eurotiomycetes; Eurotiales; Aspergillaceae.